Molecule: messenger RNA, 996 nt
Organism: Peromyscus eremicus (cactus mouse)
Lineage: Eukaryota; Metazoa; Chordata; Mammalia; Rodentia; Cricetidae
Gene: Szrd1
Product: SUZ RNA binding domain containing 1
Exons: 4
Coding region: 68-526 (152 amino acids)
Source: RefSeq, a predicted model, not a curated record
GACCGAGGCGCGCUUCAAGGCGCAGGCGCGGGGAGGGGUUGGGGGAGGAGGGAAAGCGGCGAGUAAGAUGGAAGAUGAGGAGGUCGCUGAGAGCUGGGAGGAGGCGGCAGACAGCGGGGAAAUAGACAGACGGUUGGAAAAAAAACUGAAGAUCACACAAAAGGAGAGCAGGAAAUCCAAAUCUCCUCCCAAAGUGCCCAUUGUGAUUCAAGACGAUAGCCUUCCCACGGGGCCCCCUCCACAGAUCCGCAUCCUCAAGAGGCCCACCAGCAACGGUGUGGUCAGCAGCCCCAACUCUACCAGCAGGCCAGCCCUUCCUGUCAAGUCCCUAGCACAGAGGGAGGCAGAGUACGCAGAGGCCCGGAGGCGGAUCCUGGGCAGUGCCAGCCCUGAGGAGGAGCAGGAGAAACCCAUCCUUGACAGGCCAACCAGGAUCUCCCAACCCGAAGACAGCAGGCAGCCCAGUAAUGUGAUCAGGCAGCCUUUGGGUCCUGAUGGGUCACAAGGCUUCAAACAUCGCAGAUAAAUGCAGGCAAGGAAGGAUGCUGCUGCUGCCACCGCUGCCGCCACCGUCGCCUCCUGGAUUGUCUGCCAUGGGUCGCACUGCCGUGGCAGACAUCUGGACUUGAGCAGAGGGAACGACCUGACUUACUUGCACUGUGAUCCCCCUUGCUCCGCCCACUGUGACCUUGAACCCCAUGCACUGUGACCUCUGCCUCCCCCCCUUCCCACUGUGAUUGGCAUGUUGACAAGGGCUGUCCCAAGUCAAUAGAAAGGGAAAGGAUGGGGACUAGGGGAGGAUUGGGGGAACCUACCAAGGACUCAGAGUCGAGGGUCAGACAGUGCCACUUGGGGUCCAGCCAGUGCCAGCAAUAACAGUUUAUCAUGCUCAUUAAUUUGGGAUUUCAAAACACAAAUGAGAACUUCCCCCACCCACCCCAAGUGCAUGUCGCCAUCACUUAAAAGUAAGUUCCAUUGAAAAUAUCCUUUCCUUUU